This is a messenger RNA of Ylistrum balloti, 3819 nucleotides long. Its product is annotated as coiled-coil domain-containing protein 158-like. Bases 1 to 3819 code for a protein of 1272 amino acids. The record is from RefSeq and is a predicted model, not a curated record. The transcript has 26 exons. Lineage: Eukaryota; Metazoa; Mollusca; Bivalvia; Pectinida; Pectinidae.
AUGGCAACGGGGUUGAGCACCCCUUUAGCUUCUGCUUCAUCAACUGUUCCUACAAUUGGAGGAGUACCUGCGUCAACUAUUUCAGGGAAAGGGAUACCUGGUAAAAAAUCGUCUGCCUCUGAACUUCUGGAUCAAAUACGGCAGUUGGAAAUUGAAGGAAAUAAACUAAGAUCUGCAAAUCUAGAAACAGGAUCUGUAACAUCAGGAGGUACAGAGUUUGGAAGCUAUGCAGCUGACAUCUCUGAGACACCUGCAUUUAGCCAUGCUAAACCAGCCAUUGUUCCAACCUCCCCUGCAACACUGUCAGCUCUCGUAGAUAUCUCUGCUGAACAGAAAACCAUCUCCGAUCUCAGGACUCAGCUGGAUGCUCAGAGGAAGGAAACAGAUCGACUCCAACAUCACAUGUUAAAUGACUACCCCAUGUCCAAACAUGUCCCCAUUCAGUCUUCUAUGAUACCGAGCAGUCCAUCUAAAACAGGAUUCUCUACUCUCCCCUCCACAGAACUCUUCUCUGCGAGGAGACCAGCUUAUGAAUAUGGACCACCAUCUCACUUGGAGAAGGCCCUCAAGGAUUCUCAGGAACAAGUUACAGAUCUCAGAAGGAGACUACAGGAGGCCAAUGAACAAUCCGAGUUACAGAAAAGGCAAUUUCGUAGUAACAUAGAGGAGCUGAAAGGGAAACUUCAUGAAACCGUGACCAAUAGAGAGGCUGUCCUAGAUCUACGUCUAAAAGAAUCGUCCAAUCAGGAGGCUAUGUUAGCAAAGAUGCAAACUCAGGUACAGCAGCUGACGGAGAAAUGUCGGGCUCAAGAGGAGGCACUGAGUAAUGCAGGGAGGCAGAUGGAUGAUAACACACGGGACAAGUAUCUGUUGGAUACAGCUAUCAGCCAGAUCAGGCAGAUCCUUGUUGAUGCUGAAAGGAAGCGUGGACAUCCAUUCUUUGAUUCUGACCCAGUUGCUAAACAAGCACCUGGUAUGCUUGUUCAUACUGUGGAAAGAUGUUUACAGGAAAUGAGUGCAGAUGUCACCCAGAAAUCACAGAAAAUACAUGAGCUGGAGAAGGAAAUUCUGUCCCUGAAACACAAUGUUAGCCAUGACAAGGAGACCCUUCUCAGGGAACAACAAGACAAAAUCUCAUCCAUGACUUCCGAACAUGAAAAACAGAUGCAGUCUGCGUCAGAACGGGCGAAUAAUGCCAGGAAACAGACUGUGACUUUGCAGUCUCAGCUAGCCAUGAUGGAGGGCCAGUUUGAGCAGCAGAUGAAGAUGAAGGAUGUGUUGAUACUGGACUUAGAACAGAAAGUCCGUCAUUUAAAGGAGGAAUUCUCAGAGGACAGAACCAAGUGGCAGCAGAAGAAGGAAGCUCUGGACGAAUCCCUGGAUAAGACCCACAAAGAUGUCAGUGCCAUGAGAAAGGAAAGGGAUGAUGCUAUCCGCAAUAUGUCCUCUCUGGAAGGCAGGAUGGAGGAACAGCAGAACACUGCAGCCCGACUACAGGCAGAGAUACACCUGGAGAAGCAGCGCUGUAGUCAAAUGUCGGACAAGGAGACCAUGAUGAGGACAAGGCAGACAGAACUAGAGACAAAGCUAGAGGAGAAAAACAGGGAUGUGGAACGACUUGAGAAGAUGUUGGAACUCAUCAGACAUGAGUGUAAUGCUCAGGUCAAUGAAAAGAUAUCGUAUGCAGAGAGACAGGAAAGAGACCGUCACCUUGAUCAGAUUAGCAGUCUCACGUCACAGCUCAGCAGUAUGACGGAGAAGUGCAAUAGAAACACUCUUGAUUUAGAAAUGACUAGGUCUGAGUGUGCAAAUCUCAAAAAACAAUUAAGGGAAACCUCAGAAAAGUUUGAGUCAACAAAAAUUCAGCAAGAAUCAUUAUCGGUGGAGAAGAAUCAUGUAACGAACAUGUUGAGUGAUAAAAAGUCUGAAAUGGAAAGAGUGUCACAAGAAAAAGACUAUUAUUCCAAUUUGUUAGAACAGAAAAAUGAGGAAUUAGCAAAAAUAAGGACACAAAAAGAAAGAUUAACCAUUCAGUUAGAGGAGAAGGAGAAAAAUCUCUUAAUGCUUCAACAGCAAUCUACAAACUUCACUCAAUUCAUGGAGACUAAUUCUCGAACACAUGAUAAUCUCAGGGACGAAAAAGAAAAUCUUCUGAAAAUAAUCACUGAUCAGAAAUCUACAUUAGAAGAACUGAGAAGUUCACGUGAAAACAUGGCAAAAAAGAUGAGAAUAAGAGAAAAACGAAUUAAGGAGUUAGAAGAAGCAAAAAAGAAAUCGGUAGAUGAGAGACAGCUGCGAAUGGAAGAGAUGGGAAUACUUCAACAGGAAAAAGACACGCUGUACAAGGAACUGAAGGAGAGUCGAUACGAAGUGGCAAACCUCACUGAGGAGAAGGAUUCAGUCAAACACAACUUGGAACUACAGAAGUCGGACCUGGAGAAGGCCUUGGCAAGGGCACAAUCAAAAUGUAAAACUAUGGAGCAGGAAUUUAAAUUGGCACAUAGAACUCUUAAGUCACGUGAAUCAGCAGAUCACCAAGCGGUGAAGGUGGCAGACAAAAUGCAGAAGGAAGUAACCCUGAAGAGGAGUGAGAUUGACUCACUAAAGACCAAGGUCCGGUGGCUGGAGGACAAACUGGACUCUCUCUCACGGGAACGGAACAGUUUAGAAGGUGACAAAGACAGACUGAAGAUGUCCCUUAACAAGUCUCUCACUCAUAACCAACAAGUCACAGCAGAACUGGAGGUGUCUCAAGGUCAGGUCAUGGAACUCCGUACACAGAUAAACCGACUUGAAGUGGCGCUGGAAAAGUUGAAACGAUUCACCACUCAGGACCGGAAAUGUGUUCAGGUUAUGAUGACUGAAAAUCCCUUGAAUGUGGCUAAAAAGGCUAAUACAAAGACUGCCACAACUCAGGCUCAGCUGGAGCAGUUUGAACAGGAGCUCACUUGUCUCAAGCUGAAACACCAGUUAGACAUGCAGGAAGCAAUUCAGAAGACCACUCAGAGAAAAGGUCAAGGUCAGAAAGAUUUACCCUCCACAUACCCAGUAGCUGUGUACUUCCCCCAAGAUGAGGCUAACCUUGACACCAUCAAGGGCGGAAAGAGUGGUCAGCUCACUGACCGUCAAAUCCCGACCAGGGACACAGAUGAUUACCGUGGAGAACUCAAGACUCUCCUUCAUGAGAUGAGGUCACUCAUUUCAGAGAAAAAGGACAGGAAUAACCAUGCACGCCCAUCGUUACACCGUCGCUACAACUCCACACAUCUACCUGUACAGACAAACCUUCCUACUGGACAUUAUCGGUUGUACUCAUCCUCGGAGACUGAGGAGUACCAUUCUGACAACGAAGUAGACCGGAGUCUUAGUAGGUCAAGGUCAAGGUCAAAGUUUGACUACUCUGGCAUGUCCUCAAUGAAAGGUUCAAGGUCAAGGUCACUGUCACCUGUCCAUCAAUAUCAGAGACGACAUAGUUUAGACACAACUGCAGUAACAAGAUCACCACACAGUUAUAUCUCAAGGUCACCAGAGUUCUUGAGGAAGUCGGGAUCGUCCAGACUUGGAACAUAUGGCAAUGACUUGAGCCAGGAGAAUGAGUCGGCUCGCCAGGAUGACGAGGUCAAACCAGGUUCAACUCGACUGGUAUCUAAUACUCAGGAUCUGUGUAAGAGGUUGGAAGAGAGAAUUGAAUCACUGUCCAAGAUGGGUGGGUCACUGCAGAAAGAGAAUAAAGAGAUGGCAGACUUGAUGAAACAGCAGGGUAAAAAGAUUCGCAAGGCGAAAGAUAACUCCAAGAAAAUAAGAAAGGUGGUGAGGUGA